CAAUUCGCCAUUACACUGUUUAUCAAAGAGAUUGGAGAGCGAGCCGGAGACAGAACCAGAAGAUGGAAGGAGAAGAUGUUGACAUGGCGGCGGCCGAGAACACUGAAGCUGUUCGGACAAUCAAACCUCUUUUCAUUUCUUUUCUCUCUUUUCUUGUUCGAUUAUUAAUGUUUGAGUUUAAUCUGUUCUUUUUAUUUGGAAAGCUGUCUAAAUUUGAGAGGAAUUCGAUGGUGAAUUUUUAGGAUCUGGAUGACAUGAAAAGGAGGUUGAAGGAGAUGGAGGAAGAGUCCGCCGCCCUUAGAGAGAUGCAGGCCAAGGUUGCUAAGGAGAUGGGCUCUGUACAAGAUCCUGCUGCUUCAAGUGCAUCACAGGCAAAUAGAGAGGAGAUAGAUUCUCGAUCAGUCUUUGUGGGCAAUGUGAGGCCUCUUGCUUUUUCUUAUUUUGCUUGUUUUGCCAUAACCAUAUGGAAUAUCAUUAAUUUGUUGGAAUUUUCUUUCUGUUACAAGCUAGUACCUUAACGUCUAGGUCAUUCUCAUAAUAAAAACAACUCUGUAAGCUUGAAUUUGAGUAGGGGCAAGCAUCUUUGAUGGGAUACUAGUAGAUGCAAACUUAUGCUGUGACAAGGUCCAGAAGCUGGUAAAGUAUGAUGGAAAGACAUUGUCAACUUGCGGCUUUUGAAAACAUUAUAGUAUUUCCAGAAAAUUCAAAUUGAAAAUAAUAAAGCUGUAAAUGGUGGGGUUGAAAAUCAAGCUGAGAAGUAAGGUUCUUUAUCUGGGGAUAGUUCAAAGAAAGCCAACUAAUAGUCUAGUUUGACCAGUGCACAAUCCUUGGAUGCUCUGCACUAUUUGCCACCAGAAUCAAGCUUUGCUGUCACAAGAUGAGAGACUGUCUUUUACACAGUAUUGACACUCUGAAUUCACUGCAUUUAUGGAAGUUAAGUCGGAGGAAGAUUCGUUUAAUGAGAAUCCUGAUGAAGUUUAUUAUGAUUUUUCUCCUAGAAGUCUGCAUUUUCAUGGCAUGUUUGUCUUGACAUUAACUUGGGUCUUUUUUAGCUCCUCAUUUGAUUAGAAUGGAUUUUCAUCUUUGUUGUGGUUAUCUAGAUGGUUUAUAAGUCAGUUAAAGUAGUAUGGUAAUUUUGCUGCCUUAUAUGAGACAUUUUUCAUUAGAGUGAGUUGUGGUCUAGGACCUUAUCAUUAGCCAACUUAAUAUGCAUUUUUUGUUUGGAUUUCUGAUAUUAAGUAUCUUUGAUAAUAGUUUCAUUUGUUAGAUGUCUAUUGUCCUUUUUUCUUCGAUUACUUUUUCUUUUUGUCUUUGGAGUCAGAAUUCUGAAGCUCACUACCUUUAAUGUCAGCAAGUGAGCAUUUUCUGCAUUGUGUUUCUCUAUGGUGCUAUAGCUUUUACCAUGUGUAGGAUUUCUUAGUUCAGAAUACUUCUUAACUUUACUUUUUAUUACGAUGGCAGGUCAAGCUUGAUUAUCAAGUUUUCUGAUUU
Molecule: messenger RNA, 1491 nt
Organism: Rubroshorea leprosula
Lineage: Eukaryota; Viridiplantae; Streptophyta; Magnoliopsida; Malvales; Dipterocarpaceae
Source: the annotation of a GenBank genome assembly